Molecule: messenger RNA, 532 nt
Organism: Solanum verrucosum
Lineage: Eukaryota; Viridiplantae; Streptophyta; Magnoliopsida; Solanales; Solanaceae
Product: calcium-binding protein KRP1-like
Exons: 1
Coding region: 175-528 (117 amino acids)
Molecular function (GO): calcium ion binding
Source: RefSeq, a predicted model, not a curated record
CUAAGCCAAAGCAAAGGCAAUUUCGCGUUAAAGACUCUAUCUUUGCUGUAUUUUCCAUGGCGUUUUCUUCGAAACCCCUCUCUACCGUCCAAAUUUCUCCUUUAUAUACAAUUCUCCACAACCCCUUUUCUUCAUCAAUCAAUUUUCUGACCAAUUCCAACUUUUAUUUCUUCAAUGGCUACUUCAAGAAAAUCCAAUUUUAAUGAUUUUUUGCCUCUUAUGGCUGAAAAACUUGGUGGGGAUGGUUUAAUUGGUGAGCUGUGUAAAGGGUUUCAGUUAUUAAUGGAUAGGGAUAAAUGGGUUAUCACAUUUGAGAGUCUUAAGAAGAAUUCAGCUUUGUUAGGGUUACAAGAUUUGAGUGAUGAUGAUCUUAAGGGUAUGGUUAAAGAAGGGGAUUUUGAUGGUGAUGGAGCUUUGAAUCAGAUGGAAUUUUGUGUUUUGAUGUUCAGAUUAAGUCCUGAGUUGAUGGAGCAGUCUCAGUUUUUGUUAGAUGAAGCUCUUCAUCAAGAAUUCAACUUUUCAUUGUAACUUU